ACGUGAUAUAUAACCCCAGACUACUGUUUUGGGGAUGAGAAGCGAGCCUUACCUUGGGCCCCAAGAGCCUCCAUUCCUCAAGACAGGUGGAAUCUUUCCUCAGCACAGAGCAACAGAGCUGGGACUUUGGGGACAGAUGCCCUGAAGGUCACGUCGGGAAGGGAGGAGAAGGCAGGCGCAGAGUGGGUGGGCAUCCUGAUCCUCCCAGAGUGUGGGUGAGAGGGUACAGACCGUCCUUCACCUCCGUCCGUCUACGGAAUUUUGGCAAAGCGCUUGCCCAUCCUGCCCGUGAACCCCUCCAGGGACUGAGCACUGCCUGCUUCUAGAGAAGCUCUGCAUGUCCUGAUUGUUACAUUGUUCUUUGUCGUAUCAGUCUGGAAUCUUUCCUCCUGUGGUGUAAGCUCAUUGGUGGUUCCUCUAGAUCUCAAAGAUGGAGUCCAAACCCUCGUUCACGGGACAGCACUUCAGACCAAAUAUUUGCACCCAGCCACUCAUACCCCUCAGAUCGCCUCUUCUCCCAACUAAUUUCCCUAUUUCCUUUAGCUGUUUCUUGCAUGAUCUGGUUCUGAUUGUCCUUUGAGACUCAAAACAGCGGGUGCAGGAUAAGCAGAUCUGAGCACGAUCAACAGCCUCCUUAUUCUGUGUAACCGAAUUUGCCUGAAGUAGCUUGAAAUAGCCUUGCCUUUUUGGCAACCAAAAUGCAUCACAUCUUUCCAAUCCAGAAUUGCUCAGGUAAGUUUUAGACCCUAGUACAUACACAUACUCAUACACAUACGCAAUAAUUAUCUUUUUUGUUAGAGUUGGCCCGCUCCUCUGGCUCCGUUUGGAUCCUAAUUCUCCCCAGACCUUGCAUUAGCGAUCCAGCCCUGCUCUGUGUCACCCACGUGAUUGACGGCCAUGUGCUCUGGAGUUUCGAAUAAAGUAAUGUUGCAGACACUGAAUGGGAAUCGCAAGGAUCAGACUGCGUUGUGAGUACUUGCUCACUGAACGUGUCUCGCUCACUGGGCUGUGGGUUCUUGGGGAGCAAGGAUGAUGUCAGUCUUAUUGACCCACCAGUGUCUUGCACGGCGCUUGGCAUUCAGCAGGUGCUCAUAAAUCUUGGCUACUGGUAAGAACCAGUCAGCGGCACCAAACGAAUGUGACUUCCUCCUUCGAGUUGGGGGGUGGCCAGGAGUCGGCUGGGUUUCUGCUGUAACCUGCGUUAUGCUGUCUUGCUCCCUCCAGAUGACAUCGGUCGCCAAGGUGUAUUACAGUCAGACCACGCAGACGGAGAGCCGGCCCCUCGUGGGCCCAGCGGUCCGACGGCGCCGAGUCCUGACCAAGGACGGCCGCAGUAACGUGAGGAUGGAGCACAUCGCCGACAAGCGCUUCCUCUACCUCAAGGACCUGUGGACCACGUUCAUCGACAUGCAGUGGCGGUACAAGCUGCUGCUCUUCUCGGCGACCUUCGCGGGCACCUGGUUCCUCUUUGGUGUGGUGUGGUACCUGGUCGCGGUGGCCCACGGGGACCUGCUGGAGCUGGGCCCCCCCGCCAACCACACCCCCUGCGUGGUCCAGGUGCACACGCUCACCGGGGCCUUCCUCUUCUCCCUCGAGUCGCAGACCACCAUCGGCUACGGCUUCCGCUACAUCAGCGAGGAGUGCCCGCUGGCCAUCGUGCUCCUGAUCGCACAGCUGGUGCUCACCACCAUCCUGGAGAUCUUCAUCACGGGCACCUUCCUGGCCAAGAUCGCCCGGCCCAAGAAGCGGGCGGAGACCAUCCGGUUCAGCCGGCACGCCGUGGUCGCCGCGCACGACGGGAAGCCCUGCCUCAUGAUCCGCGUCGCCAACAUGCGCAAGAGCCUCCUCAUCGGCUGCCAGGUGACGGGCAAACUGCUGCAGACCUACCAGACCAAAGAGGGUGAGAACAUCCGGCUCAACCAGGUCAACGUGACCUUCCAGGUGGACACCGCCUCCGACAGCCCGUUCCUCAUUCUGCCGCUGACGUUCUACCACGUGGUGGACGAGAGCAGUCCCCUGAAGGACCUGCCCCUUCGCAGCGGCGAGGGCGACUUCGAGCUGGUGCUGAUUCUCAGCGGGACGGUGGAGUCCACCAGCGCCACCUGCCAGGUGCGCACCUCCUACCUGCCGGAGGAGAUCCUCUGGGGCUACGAGUUCACACCCGCCAUCUCGCUGUCAGCCAGCGGCAAGUACAUAGCGGACUUCAGCCUUUUCGACCAAGUAGUGAAAGUGGCCCCUCCUAGUGGCCUCCGUGACAGCACCAUGCGCUACGGAGACCCAGAGAAGCUCAAGUUGGAGGAGUCGCUGCGGGAGCAAGCGGAGAAGGAGGGCAGCGCCCUUAGCGUGCGCAUCAGCAACGUCUGAUGGCCUGGUUUCCCACCUCCCCAUCCCUCUGGUCUCUCCGAUGUUGGCAUUCUGGGUGAGGGCUGUUACCCGGGCUCACCGGAGAGUCCCAGAAGCACCCAUCCUCCACUCCCUCUGCUUUAACCUGGUGGCCUGUGGCUAGGCGAGGCCAACUGGCGUCCGAGCUUUCCUUCCAUCGUCCCCUUCAUUUCCCCAACUUCCACCCGACGCACAACUCCCUUACGACAGGAUGGGGGAAGGAGAGGGAAGAUUAGGCUGAAGUGGCUUAGAAUGCCUCAGCCAUGCUUGGAGACUCAUGUUAGGAGGGCCGUUCCAGUUGGAUGGAUAGACUCCCCCCACCUCCCGUUCGGUGGCUUGAGGCUGGAGCCCCCACCCGCCUCUAAUUUCCCACGCAGCUGGUUCCCUAAGGCAAAACUCUGAUAGUCCUUUUGGGGUCUGUGCCCUUAGAAAGAUGGGAAUCUGGAAUUCAUUUAUCCUGGGUUCUCUACCAAGCCCUGUUGAGAGAAGUCAGGGUUUCUCAUAGGGUGGUUCAUUUCUGCUGGCAAAUUUGGACUAUAAUCUAGAGCCCUGGUCACCAGUUUUCCUCUUUCCAUUCUCUCAAGUGGACCCUCUCUUCCAAUACCCAGUUCUUUCAUAGCUGCCUCUGCUCCCAGAGAACUGAGGCUGACCCAAGAAACCUGAAACGGUCACACCACACCUGCACCCAUCCCGGAAUCUGAACUCUCGAUGUGGAGGGACUAAUGCAGAACUCUUGUCCAAGACCUUGACCCUACUCUGCACACAGCCCUGGAUUUGAUUCCCUGUGACCUCUGGAUGGGAGGAGCCUUGCCAGUAUGUUCCCAGGUCCCACAGAAAGGUCUGGAAAUGAUGUUCCAGAUGCUUACAGGGCCCAGAUUCCCUAGGAAAGUGACAUCAACCCCACCAUGCAGGAGGAGUAAAUUCUCAGAUUUCCAGACUGCAGCAUGGAGCCUCUGGAAGUUACGGGUGUUUUAUUAGGGCUUGGGGCAGGGCAGAAUUCUGUGGCCGGCAGACACCACUCUCCCCGUCACGCCUGCCUGUGGCCCUCUGACAAUGUCAGCUAUCUUAUUAGGCAACGCUGGGAGGGAAGGAGCCCAUGCCUGCUGAUCAAAUAACCAGGGUCUCCCUUAGCCGUUGCCGAGACUUGGGCUAAAGUGGCACCAGCCCCAUCUCCACUCUCCUCUGCCACAAAGCCACCUUCAGGGGAGUUAAAGGGCACACUUUAGGAGACCAAGCUCAGCUGUUCCUUGUUCCCUGCUGGGGGCCGUGGGAACGGCCAAGAAGGGCAAACGGGCCCCAGAACUUUCUGUAAAGCCCCAAAUCCCAAGAGUGCCUCCUGGUCUCAUUUAGGUACAGGAACUGUCCCCCUUGCCCCCAUGGUGGCCGGGCAUAGAGUCCCCUGCACGAGUCAAGUGGCAGCUUGUUCGGGAGGACUCGGGUCAGUUGUGACAAGCAACACACCUCCCCAGAAUGUGCACGUGCGUCUGCGUGCAGAGCUUUACAGAGAAACCUCACGGUUCCGAGGCUGGACCCACGGUCACCACAGGAUCCGCGUAAGAUCCUCUUACGUGCAUCUUUCCUCGAACUUGGCUAACCACGACUUGAAAAUGGAAGACCCUGCAUUCUUCACGGACCGCAAACCCCACCAACACCCUAGCUCUCAAGAAAGCCAGAACCAGAAAAACUUGAAAAUCCGACACAGAAGAACAGAAGGCAAAGAGCCAGUUUCUAGGCUCUCAACUUUAUUCACUGUUAGACUUACCUUCUUCGCACGUGCAAGGGCGCAGAGUACUGGACUGUGGGUGUGUGUGCACGUGCGCACCUUCUUACCCAACAGCAAGCUACCUUCCACUAGUCUCUUCUGCAACAGCCGCGUCCCUCCUGAGGGACGUCCUCUCUCCCUCGUCCCCUGCCGUCCGCUCUAGGCCCCAGACGCUGCUCAGAUUCUUGCAUAACAGAACGAGGACAUCUUCUGACUUAACCUUUUUGCUUCACCUCCGUGACCCCAGACCUUGCUCUAAGCUGCACUUUAAGUCACACUGUCCUUUUAACACAGCCUGGCUGACUCUCCCAUACGCCUUUCCAGAAAACAGUGCGUCCUCCUACCCCCAACCAGCAGUUUACACUAUGGCCUCUUCCCCGGAGCCGAAACCCUUCUUCAGCCUUUGAGACAAGCUUGAGAAGCAGCCGGGUCUGGGGUCCCCUGGCCCCGCCAACCACAGACUUGGAACGGCAGGAACCCUAGGCACCGAUGUUAGUGGGGAGAUGCCACGUGGGCAAAACCACCAAUGGGGGAAGGUACUCAGGGUGUGAUGAUGACACAGGGCGCUGCUAGGGACCCAGUGAAAUCGAUGAAACCAGCCUCCCUUGCACCAGCUGCCGAGACCUGGGUGGAGGCUCAGGAAGUAGGACAUGGUACGAAUGGAAGGCUGACCUAGGGAGAAAGAGACACAGAGAUAAUAUAUACGUGGAGAGAUGUAUGAUGUAUAUAGAUGUGUUUAGGACAAAUAUCCUGAAUGUAUGGAAAGGAGAGGUUAGCGUGGGGGCAGAACCCUGCUCUGGUUUUGGGGUAGGACUCCCCCGAUUUCCGGACUUUUGACCCGUGAUCCUGGUUUCGAGAUGGAAGUGAGAGAGCCGAGGAGGCUUUCGGGUCUGAUGAUGGGAGAGGGAGGCACGGAAGCAGCUCUUCGGAAGUGAGGAGAUGCCCGCUGAGGCCUCUGAUAACCCCCGCAGGCUGAGGUCCGGGAGGAGGGAGACAGGAAGGGGGUGGCUGCUGGGGCCACAGGCAUCUGGAACCCACUUAUGCUGUGUGCUGCACCCGGCGGUGUCCUGUCACUGUAGCACUUUUUUUUGUUUUGUUUUGUUUUAAAAUAAAAGCACCUUCUGUGUCCUUUUCUUGAAGUACACUGUAUGUCCCCUUCCUGCACAGGGAGGGAGGGCCACAGCAGCUUCAGCCUGCUACGGGAAGUCCAACCGGGAGCUGACCUUUUUGGUGUGUGUGGGGCACUGAUGGGUCACCAUGACCCCAGCCUCCAAACACCAGCACUGCAAGGGUGUGGGGCUCAGGACGGGCCCAAGGCCAAGGCCCAGCCCUCUACGUGGCUGCGGGCUGCCCAAAUGCUCUCUAAGCCAGAAGAGCCCCAGUCCUGGCACUGGGCGUGGCGGUAAGGGGGUGCGUGGCAAACAGGAGGAGGGGGCUAGCGGCUGCCCCGGGGGAGGGGGCAGCUCCGUGAGAAGCUUCUGGAAUCCUGACUCUGCUCUGCCUCGUUAUCCACCACCCAUCUCUGCCAGCUGGUAAGACCAUCCAGGGGCUUCCCCGUAAGGCCUGGGCAGAGGAAAGCCACAAGCUGUAACACUGCUCUAAGUCGGGGACACUGCCCCCUCCCCAAGGCUGCUACCCUGGUCCUUUCCCCUGCUGUUUAACCUAGUUUCUUUGUAGCAGGUGACAUGCCCCCCCCUUGCUGUGGAUAAACAGCUAGGUCACGGCCAGCUCUCCUGAAGCACAACGGUCCAGGGGCGGCUUUUCCAGUCGCCGCAUUAAAGACUAAACCAGGUCAAACUUACCUAGUCAAACAAGACCAGGAGCUUGUUUGGUUUCUUUUAUUUAAUUUUAGUCUUUUCAGAAUAAGCUGCUGAAUAAAAUGGACGAAUCUCUGUGCUUUACUCCAGCUUCUUUUAGAAAUCGAAGCCAACCUAGUGUUCGGGCCUGAACCUGCAGGCCUGUCUAGGAGAGCGGAGGGUCGAGUGAGGCUGCGCUGGGAGGACUGAGCAUGGCCAGGCCCUCGCCUUCACUGCAGUCAUCCCCUCCCUCCCUCAUUACCGCAGCCCCCUCAUCCACCUUAGGAUCCUUUAGCAAAUACCCUUCACACUUGGUUUUUAAAGGAUUAAAAAAAAAAAA
Lutra lutra (Eurasian river otter) is the source of this 6280-nucleotide messenger RNA. It is a transcript of the gene KCNJ10, whose product is annotated as potassium inwardly rectifying channel subfamily J member 10. The record is from RefSeq and is a predicted model, not a curated record. Gene Ontology annotation, molecular function: inward rectifier potassium channel activity. Gene Ontology annotation, cellular component: plasma membrane. Gene Ontology annotation, biological process: potassium ion import across plasma membrane; regulation of monoatomic ion transmembrane transport. The coding region runs from base 1204 to 2364 and encodes 386 amino acids. The transcript has 2 exons. NCBI's taxonomy places the organism in Eukaryota, Metazoa, Chordata, Mammalia, Carnivora, Mustelidae.